This is a messenger RNA of Plenodomus lingam JN3, 453 nucleotides long. RefSeq lists its product as uncharacterized. NCBI's taxonomy places the organism in Eukaryota, Fungi, Ascomycota, Dothideomycetes, Pleosporales, Leptosphaeriaceae. The record is from RefSeq and is a predicted model, not a curated record.
AUGCAACUCUCCUCCUGGCUCGAAUGCCAAAUCAACAGCUUCUACCCCUUCCCCGCAAACACCCACUGGCCCACAGCCCACGCCUGCGCCUUCUCCAAAUCCCUAAAAUUCACCUUCAACAACACACACUACGACUACAACGGCUCACUCGCACUAUACCACUCCUUCAACGCCACGCUCGGAACAGCAUUCAUGCCGUUCAAGCACGGCUUUAUCAAUACGCUUGGCGUGCCCAGUGACGCUGGUGAUAAGGGCGGGUUUGUGUAUAUGAUUGGCUGGGCGGGCGGGUUCCAGACGAGAGCGAAGCGGGAUAUGUAUUUUACGAAUGCGGCGUUUGCGGUUGUGGAAGAGGAGGAGGGGGAGCGCAAGAUUGUGGAGUUUAGGGAGAGUGGGAAUAUUCCGAAUUCGGCCGUGUUGCCGGAGCCGGUGGAGUGGGGGUGUGAGUUUGAGUAG